AUGAUUGACGAUGGGCAAGCUCUGAUGAACACUUUGAUCAACAACCAUCACGACACCUUCUUCCACAGAAACUGCCCAGGAAGCACCAAGUCUCGCUAUUUGAUGGAUGGUGUGGCAGAGAUUGCCUGGUACUGCCCUGCUGGAAAACACAGUGAUGCCUUCAUUAAUGAGAAUCGUGAUCCUGUUAAGACAAAAAAGGGAAAGUAUAUAAUGGGCCUCAAAGACAAAAGUCACUCAGAUGUAUCUGAACAGCUGAAAAUGAUCAUUAGAGAGGUUUUGUCUUCUCUUGAUGGUCCCAUCUUGAAACCAUCCUUCCAGCUUGAAACCAUGGCUGAGCUCUCUGGAAUCAGAGUGGAUGAAGCUGACCCAGCCUGUCAAAGAGGGAAAUCUGCUGCUAUGAAAAUAAACUAUCUGCUAAAAAAGGAUAACAUGGAUGUCUCAAAGAUCAAAGAUAAAUUUCUCCCUUGCCAAGGCCAACUGUGGCAUCAGUGGAGCAAAAUACACAGAGAACUGUUUAAACUCAGCGGAAACAUUGAAAAGGAGAAAAGUGACAAGGAAGAAGAACUGAUGAACAUACGUCAGAAACAAUGUGCUGCUUCCUGCAGUAAACUGAUGGAGUUGUUCAUUGAAGGUCUGUCAUCAUUGCCAGGAACAGACAGAGAGUAUUUCCUAAAAUGGACUCAGAUCUUCAUAGAUGCCCUCUCCACAGAUGAUCUUUCUUCAAUUCUGAAAAGUUAUGAUGAAAAGUGGUCUGAGGUCUUGGCUUUGAAGAACAAAUGGUACAGAUCAGAUCUGUUAUUAAAAACACAAACUGAACUUGAAAACAUAUCAAAGAAACAUCAGUCUUUAACUUUUGGUUUGGAGCACAUCUUCAGAGAAAUGGGACAGAUCUAUGAAGCCCAUAAAACAACACAAAGAGAGAGCAGACACUCUGACUGGUCUAAAUACCCUGAGCUGGCUGCACAGCUGAUGAUAUCAGGACACCCGAUGGAGCUGAUGGAUGGUGAUGCAGGUCAUGUGCCUUUAACAUGGAUCUCCAGUCUUUUAGAAGAAGUCAUCAGGAAACUGGGGGACCAGAGAGUUUUUGUGUUGUCAGUUUUGGGCCUACAAAGCAGUGGAAAAUCAACAAUGCUGAACACCAUGUUUGGGCUGCAGUUUGCAGUGAGUGCUGGCAGGUGCACCAAAGGUGCCUUCAUGCAGCUGCUCAAAGUAUCAGAGGAGAUGAAGAAAGACUUGAAGUUUGACUAUGUUCUAGUGGUGGACACUGAAGGACUGUGUGCCCUUGAGUUAGAAGGUAACAAUCUUCAUCAUGACAAUGAACUGGCAACAUUUGUUGUUGGUCUGGGAAACCUGACACUGAUCAACAUCUUUGGAGAGAAUCUGUCUGAGAUGCAGGACAUUCUGCAGAUUGUUGUUCAGGCUUUCAUGAGGAUGAAGGGAGUUAAACUUUCUCCCAGUUGUGUGUUUGUUCACCAGAAUGUCACAGAUGUUGCAGCAGCAGAGAAAAACAUGGAUAGAAAGAGACGCUUGCAGGAAAAACUGGACCAGAUGGCCAAACUAGCAGCUGAAGAGGAAGUUUGUGAUGCAGAGUGCUUCAGUGAUGUCAUUGAAUUUGAUGUUCAAACAGAUGUGAAAUACUGUGCCCAGCUGUGGGAGGGCAGUCCACCCAUGGCUCCUCCAAAUCCAGGUUACAGUGAGAGCAUCCAGGAAGUGAAGAACACCAUCCUCUCUAAAGCUUCAAAGUCUGCUGGGAUCACUCUCUCACAGUUUAAAACAAACAUUAAAGACCUGUGGACUGCACUUCUGACUAAAAGUUUUGUUUUCAGUUUUAAAAACACACUUGAAAUUGCAGUGUACGAAAAUUUGAUGGCCCAGUAUGGGAACUGGACCUGGACCCUGAGAAGCAACAUGUUGACCAUUGAAAACCAACUCCAUAACAGAAUUGAAAAUGGAAAACUUGAUGAGGUUGAUGAGUUUUAUCUUUUUAAAGAAACAAGCAAAAUAUAUGAAGAAGUCAAAAAAGAAAUGAAAAUGUACUUGAAGCACAAAGAGAAAGUGAUCUUUUCUCAGUGGCAAGAACAUGAAAAUAAAAUCAAUGAGCUUUAUAAAGAAGAGGUGAACAGAGUGAAAGUAAAACUGGAUGGAGUUAUCCACCACAGAAAAGCUCAUAAAAUGACUCAUGAUAGGAAAUCAGAGUUUGAGAACAAGUUGCUACAAAAGAUCAAAGAGCUCUCUCAUAAACUGAAGGAUAAGGCCAAAGAUGAAGAAGAGCUUCAACGACAGUUCAACUCUGUUUGGAGCAGCUGGGUUACUGAAUUAACAGCAGAUAUAAAACCUGUUGAAGACAUCAACUUGGAAAUAGAUCAGUUAACGAUCCUUCAAGAACUUGGUUUUGAGCCAACUCUCAUAGAUGAAUGUAAAAGAAGUGGCAGAUACAAGAAAAUAUCACACUUUGGUGAUUAUUCAGAUUAUAUAAUGAUACGUGGACAGAUGUCAAUGAGUAGAAUGGCCUACCACAAACAUGUUUCAUUUGGCCUUUUCUCCUAUGAAGAACAAGAGAUCAGAUCGUUUAUUGACCAAGCUCAUAAAAAUUCACUUGAUGCAAUUAAAAGCAACCCUGUUGUUACAAGAGGUUAUUCCUCAGCUUAUUUGCGUGAAGUGGCCAAUCAUGUAACAAUAGAUUUGUGGGAAUUUCUGUCAGAGAAGAAUUACACUUUAAACAAGGAGUUUACAGUUGAUCUCUUAAUGUAUGUGUUCUACAGGGCGGAGAGUUGGCUUCUACAGUCACACAAGAAAUUUAAAAUGAGCAAUGAUCCAAUCACUUAUUUAGAAAGCAAGAAAACACACUAUUACACAGUUUUUAGAAGCUUUUGUGAAGGAAACUCAUCUGCUGUUGUGCUUGGAGAGCUGAUCUGUGAAAAGUUGAAAGUUUCCACUCUUGAGGCUGUCUGUAACAAGACUGCCAUUGAUCUCGCUGGAAGGAUGAGGUGUAAUUUCCCAGCAUUCAAUGGGAACAGACUGAAUUUGGACAAAUAUUUGUUGAGGUCACUCGCUAAGAAAGAAAACUUUGAUGAUUUCAUCACAUACAUCAAUAAUCCAAGGAGACAAACAGAAGCUUUCAUUAAAGCAGAAGUGCAGCAAUACAUCUACAUGAGUCACAAAGAUGAAGCUGUGAAUAUACUCAAGAAAAAUGUUGAUGACAUCGAAACAACUGUGAGUCAGGCUUUAUUUACUGCAACACAAAAGGUCCAAAAUCAGAGAGGAGACACAGAUAUGUGGCUGAAUGAAUUUUGUAAUGUCCUAAAGGAUGAGCUGACAUUUGACAUUUGUUCUGAAAACUUCAGUGACAUAAACAAUUUUCACUUUCUCAAGGAAGAGAUAGAAAAAGGAUUUACAUCCAUCAUUAAGCAGAUGAGCAGACUCUCCCUGGAUAAGCUGAAUGAAUCCAGGCAGAGGCCUGAAGAAAUCCUCAUAGAUCAGCUUUGUAACUGCUGCUGGGUAAAGUGUCCAUUCUGUGCAGCUGUUUGUAUCAACACCAUGAAAGAUCACAGUCCUGAUGACCACAGCACUCCUUUUCAUCGACCUGAUGGGAUAAUAGGAUCUCACUAUGUACAAACUAAAGUCCUCAGCAUCAGUUUCUGAACAACAAUUGUUACAAGUGAAGAAGGUCUUCACCCUAGCUCAGAGAAAUACAUUCCCUACAAACAGUACAAAACUGCUGGUCCACCGUAUGAUACCUGGAGAAUCACUCCUGAUGGGACUAAACUGGCAUAUUGGAAAUGGUUUGUUUGUCAAUUUCAAACGAAACUGGAAAAUCACUAUGGGUUCAUGUUCCAGGGCAGUGUAUUAUAUUCCAUAUAUCUGGAAUGUAUAUAUUCCAGAUAUAUGGAAAGAUAUAUCUAAAGAAGAAGCCAUUAAAAGUCUGGAUGAAAUGUUCUAAUGAGCCAAAGAAACUGCAAAUCGGCUGAAAAUUAUGUUAUUGUUUUCAUCUAAUAACUGUGACAGUCUGAUUUUGUCUGAGUGACAAAAAGGAAAUUCUAUAAAUUAUUAACAUGAAGAUGAUGUUAUGAGUGACUAUAAGUUAAUUCACAAAAAAAUAGCAAGUGAAAAACAAAAGUCACAUUCUCAAUGUUGUGUCCAUCUAGGCUUUCAGAGUGUUUUCCAGAUAAAUACAUUUUUACCUAAUUUUGUUAAUUAGCAUAUCAUUCACCUGUUUAUAACAAAGAUUUUUUAUUUAUCAAAUAGUCAAAAAAUGUAAGGAAACUAAAUCUAAAAACUGCUCCUCAAACAAGUGUUAACACUCUUUGAUCAUUAAUUUCAAACAUUGCAUCUGAAACCACAACAAAAACAUCAUCUUUUGUAAUUGAGUGGUGUAAUAAUCAGUUUGAUUUUAGAUUAAAUUUACUCUCACAGAUAUAUGAUUUGAGAUCUGUUUGACUGUCUUAUGCUAAUUUCAUCUAAACCUGUUAUAUCCACACUGAAUUUUGUUUAACUCGACUUUCAUUUCAUCUCAGCUCUUUUUCUGUUUGCAUUUGCAAAUGUUUAGCGUGUUUAGUCAAGUGAAAAAAGACAGCUGUCAACAGUUUGAACAACUUUUUGUUUUCUAUGUCUUAACUAAUAAAAUAGUUUAUGCUUCAUCUCAUUUGAAUUGCUUGAUUUUUUUCAUUGUGUACAACAUUGAAUGCAGAA
This is a messenger RNA of Haplochromis burtoni (Burton's mouthbrooder), 4689 nucleotides long. RefSeq names its product interferon-induced very large GTPase 1-like. Gene Ontology annotation, molecular function: GTP binding. The transcript has 3 exons. Lineage: Eukaryota; Metazoa; Chordata; Actinopteri; Cichliformes; Cichlidae. Bases 1 to 3642 code for a protein of 1213 amino acids. The record is from RefSeq and is a predicted model, not a curated record.